This is a messenger RNA of Saprolegnia parasitica CBS 223.65, 1380 nucleotides long. RefSeq lists its product as hypothetical. Bases 35 to 1174 code for a protein of 379 amino acids. The record is from RefSeq and is a predicted model, not a curated record. Lineage: Eukaryota; Oomycota; Saprolegniomycetes; Saprolegniales; Saprolegniaceae. The transcript has 4 exons.
AUCUUUAUCGACGUUUGGCUCCUACAGCAGUAGUAUGCCCGAGGACGACGCCUUGGUGCGCCACCUCGAUCAGCUCAAGAAGGAGCUGCAAGCCAAAGGCGCCUCGAAGGCGCAGAUCGCCAUACAACUCGACAAGGAGUACAUGGCCAAACGUCCGUACGUAUCGCCAGCGUUCACAAAGAUGGAGGUGCUCGCGAUCGUUUCGGCGUUCGACGAGAGCGUGAUUGCGCUCCAAGAAAUGGGCAAAUCCGACUUUUUAGACCCGCUCGGGUGGGACUUGCCGCCGUCCGAGGCCGUCCUCACCACCGUGCGCUGCGUCCUUUGGCUCUUCAACGUGCCGUCGCCAAAAGCCACGUCUUCCGUGCUCUGGUCGGGCGUCUGGGCCGCUUGGAUCGUCAAGAACAUUGAUGCGCACCUGUGCGGGUGGGAGUGGGUCGCUUGCAACGAGCCCAUGGGACUCUUCACCAAGCCGUACGACCUCUCACGCCUGCAUCUCGACGACCUGCAAGCGUCGCUGCCGUCGACAUAUCGCGUGCCGCCGUCCGAUCCGUCUUGGCAGCGCAUGCCCGCGUACCUCUUGCUCCGCGACUGGGUCUCCUGCGCCGUCGACCACGUGCACAUGCAGACGCAUGUGCUGCCGACGGCGGUCGCGGCACCGUACUUGGCCAAGGUGCUCGAGCCCCCAACCCGGACGCCCAAGGAAAACGUGUGGUUCAUCGCGCACACAGAGGACGGCGGUGUCCCGUACUACUACAACCGCGACACCCAAGCGUGCGUUCUCGACGAGCCGCCGGACUUUGACGGUGCCCGAGUCGUCGUGCCCCGCUUCAUGGAGCUGCAGAUGCUCGAGGUCCUUCUCUCGGAUGCCAAGCUGCGUGCGGACAUGGAGGUGCGUCGCGUCGCCCUCGAGCUCGCGCGGGACAAGGACAACGCGUGGGUCGAGUGCAUCGACCUCGCCACGAAGGCACGCUACUACUACAGCUUUCAGCGCUGCAAGCUCACAUUCACGCGGCCCAACUCGCGCAACAUCAUCAAGGCCGAGAGCAGCCCGGCGUACCGCAGCGUCGUGCGCAUCCAGAGCGCGUACCGGCGGCGGCAGGCGCUCGCGCUCGUGCGGGAGAAGCGAGCGAAGCGAAAGCACAUGCCACGCUUCGCGUCGCGCCACUUUGCGUAGUACAAUCACAUUAGAGUACAAUUACUCGGUCUUGGGCUUCUCGAGGCGCAGCCAGUUGCGGCGGACAACGAGGCUCCAGAGCAGGCACGGCGCGAACGGGGCCAUGACGAUGUAGAAGCCCUCGACCGCGUCCGUGUAGUGCUGCAGCACGUAGAGCACGAGCGCGAGGAGCGUGAAGAGGCCGUACAUGCCCGCGACGAAGUCGU